UCACAGUUAGUCGGCGAUACUCUCCACUCAUCGAUCGUCUGCUUAUGUUACCGCUGAUAGUUUUGUCUACUUUAAACUCCCGAUAAAGUCGACACUUCAGUACAUACCCAUAGCCUUGGACUAAAUAUAGCGGGAUAUCUGUGCCUAAAUUCAUAUAACAAACAAAUAUUUUUUAUUAUAACUGUGACUUCGUGAUAAAAAGAAACUUUCUGUUGACAAUUGUCAUCUGUCGCCUGAUGUUUGCUCCGCGAUGAUCGGUACGUUUGUGGAGCGCAGCGAUCCCCAGCAUCUGUCAUCCCCGGGGGUAGGUUACGGGCACCCCGAGGGUAGCGCCAUGGUGCAAAAUCAACAGUACGGCUACUAUAACAGUCAGACCAGUGGAUACGGUGUACCGUACAGCAACGUCGGAAAUCUUAACUCUAGGGAAUUAUUCCUCCGUCGGACGGCGGAGUUUGGACUUUCUGGAAGUGAUGUGUCCAGUAACGUUAGUUCUCGUCCAGGGAUGUUGUUUCCUCCGCCGUCCAGUGGCUUCCACUCACAACAUCAUCAGGAAGUGAGUCCGCAUGUCCUACUACAGGGACUACACGACGUUACGUCAUAUCAUAACCCAAGACAGCACAUGCAUGGUCAACCUGGCUACUACAUGUCGGGACAUAGUCCGGAGUACAUUUCCAGAAAUGACCAAAUGGGACUAAAUCCGGCCACGAGACCGGAACAGUACGGUCACGAGAACCAGCCCUUUAUGAACCCUAUAAAUAUGUUACAGAACGGGACUGGCCCCUUUUUCAGAUACAUGCGCCCCCCUAUAAAACAGGAACGCACGUGCAUGUGGAUUGAUACGGACCAACCGGAGCCUAAGAAGCCGUGUAACAAAGUAUUCUUUACAAUGCAUGAGAUUGUGAAUCACAUCACAAUUGACCAUGUCGGGGGGCCGGAGCAGGCCAACCACACCUGUUUCUGGCAGGAGUGUCCGAGGGAGGGCAAGCCCUUCAAGGCCAAAUACAAACUAGUAAACCAUAUCCGUGUCCACACUGGAGAGAAACCGUUUCCCUGUCCAUUCCCGGGCUGUGGAAAAGUGUUCGCCCGCAGUGAGAACCUCAAGAUUCACAAGAGGAUACAUACGGGAGAGAAACCCUUCAAAUGUGAUUUCGAUGGAUGUGACCGAAGAUUUGCGAACAGUUCCGACCGGAAGAAGCACAGUCACGUGCACACGAGUGAUAAGCCGUACAACUGCCGAGUGAGGGGAUGUGACAAAAGUUAUACUCACCCGAGCUCCUUACGUAAACACAUGAAAAUACACGGGGACAUCUCCCCUGACAUGGAGAAAUCAGACUCGGAGUCUCACUCAGAGAGCAGUGAAUCAGUGUCAAGGACAACACCUUCAAAUGACGUCACGAUGCACUCGCACCAAUCUCCGCCUUCAGCAGAAAGUGUUCCUGAAUCGAAACCCAUUCUGACGUCAUCCGCUGUGACGUCACAUAUGGAUCAGAAUAAUGGAAUUCCUGUACCGGAAGUGCCUAAAUUAAAUGACUGGUUUGUUUGCCACCCACGAACAAUGACUUCUGCCCCUUCUAAAGAACACGCAUCAUUCCCUUCUAUAGCACCUUUGUCAUCAUUUCACCCAAUGCCCAUCAUGCAAUAUUCGUAACAGGAAGCUGCGUAAUGUGUUUUCAUUGUGACCUGUUACAAAGAUCUGAAGAAAACGUGUCGUUCAUUGUUCCAAAGUCGUGAAAGUUAUGGAUAGUCUUCAUUGCGAAGAUUGUAAAGUGUAUUGUAAACAAUAAUUGGAUAUUUCGUAUAUAAAUAUAUUAUAUAGAAAUUCAUAUAUUAUAUAAAAAUUAUUAAAAUAUCAAUG
Mizuhopecten yessoensis (Yesso scallop) is the source of this 1855-nucleotide messenger RNA. RefSeq names its product zinc finger protein ZIC 4-like. The coding region runs from base 251 to 1648 and encodes 465 amino acids. Gene Ontology annotation, molecular function: DNA-binding transcription factor activity, RNA polymerase II-specific; RNA polymerase II cis-regulatory region sequence-specific DNA binding. NCBI's taxonomy places the organism in Eukaryota, Metazoa, Mollusca, Bivalvia, Pectinida, Pectinidae. The record is from RefSeq and is a predicted model, not a curated record. Gene Ontology annotation, biological process: central nervous system development; regulation of transcription by RNA polymerase II. Gene Ontology annotation, cellular component: nucleus. The transcript is spliced from 2 exons.